AUGGCAGCAGUGCCCUCCGAAAAGAUCAUGGACCCCACAGCUUCCCCUCCAAUUUCACAAUCCAUGGAUCAUAUUUCUUCUUCAGGCUCCUCGGAUGCCGCCGCCCCAACUGACUCUCCGUCGUACGCCGACGUACCUGAUCAGGCUGAUCUCCCAUCCACUUCAACCCCCAGCCCUUCCAGACAACUCGAUAGUCAGAGUCAACCAUCAAAGAGUGAAGAGUACCGGCAGCUAUUUCGUCUCCCACCUGAUGAAGUUCUUGUUCAAGAUUUUAACUGUGCAUUGCAAGAGAAUUUUCUUCUUCAGGGCCACAUAUACCUCUUUGACCAUUAUAUCUGCUUCUAUUCCAACCUAUUUGGAUUUGAGACAAAGAAAAUCAUCCCGUUUCAUGAAAUCACGUUUGUAAGGAGAGCAAAGGUAGCCGCUAUCUUCCCUACCGCAAUAGAAAUAACAGCUGGAGGGCAGAAGUAUUUCUUCACAUCUUUAUUAUCCCGUGAUGAAGCUUUCAAGCUCAUUAAUGAUGGCUGGUUGCAGCAUAGCAAUGGGUCUAAAGAAAUUACAGAUCAACAGGAGUUGAAGUCUGAGAAUAGUAGCCAAGAGAAUGGGAGUGCUAUAGUUGAAAAAUCUGAGAGUUCCAGGCAAUAUGUGGACAAGCUGGAUAAUGUUGAAAGGGAUAAGGAUGUUCCUGUGACAGAAGAUUCCAGACUCUCAGUUAAUGAUGAACCUGAACCUGUGUCAACAUCUUCAGGAUUGCAAACUAAUGAGGUAGAGGAUGUAGAAGUUGCUCGAAGUGUUGAGUUUUCACCAUCUGGAAAGUCUUCUGUUUGGGAGGAGGAUUCAGAUGCACCUGGAGUUCCUGAAUGUUACACGAUGGUUGCUGAAUCAAAGUUCCCGAUAGAAGUUGAGGAGUUUUUUCAUCUGUUUGUUUCAGAUGAUGGUGUUAGUUUUCAGGAGUCCUUUCAUGGAAAAUGCGGUGAUAAAGAUUUCAAAUGUACUUCAUGGCGUGCGCAUGAAAUAUAUGGGCAUACCCGUGAUGCAUCAUUUCAACAUCCAAUUAAACAAUAUUUUGGUGCAAGAUUUGGUAGCUGUCAUGAGGUUCAGAAAUAUCGAGUAUAUAAAAAAUGUCACUUGGUUGCUGAGACUUCACAAGAGAUCAGCGAUGUACCAUAUGGGGAUUAUUUUCGAGUUGAGGGGCGGUGGGAUGUGGUGAGAGAUGGUAGUGAUUCAAAGCCUUGCUGUAUAAUGAAGGUUUACAUCCAUGUGGCCUUUUCCAAGAAAACUAUGUGGAGAGGGAAGAUAGUGCAGUCUACAGUGGAAGAGUGCCGGGAAGCUUAUGACAUUUGGAUAGAUCUUGCGCACGAUUUGUUGAAGCUCAAGAACCUUGAGAAGGAAGAAGCUGUCAGUCUUCAAUCGGAGUUAAUACCAAAUGGUCAAAUUAGACUAGAAAAGCAAGCAAACACAGAGAAAUGUGUUUCAGAGAAAGCAAGUGAUGCAAACAUAUCCAAAAGGUUGCCUGAUCUGAAUGAUGUGAACCAACAAAUCACCAAUGCCACGCAAACAAAUUUUAGUCGCUCUGCAUCAGUUGGAUCCUUGUUGAAAGAUUCCUUUGGGAAAUUCUGUACAUCUUUGAAAUAUCAAAGCACGACUUCCCUACUUCUGAUCAUGACGGUUGCUGUGAUUCUUCUUCUAAUGCAGAUAAGCAUUCUUGUGCUAUUAAGUCGACCUCAGCAGAUCCACCUGAUUCCUCAAGCAGACAGUAUGAGUGGCAUGUAUAGAGGGGAAACACUCAUUUUGCUUGAUAAGCAAAUGAAAAUUCUCGAGGAGAUGCAUGUGGUCGAGACUUUACUUGAGAAAAUGCAGCAUGAGCAUACUCUAUUGAAAAGAAAAUUGAAAGACUUGGAAAUAUUGAGAAACAGAUUGUAA
Fraxinus pennsylvanica is the source of this 1923-nucleotide messenger RNA. The record is from the annotation of a GenBank genome assembly. NCBI's taxonomy places the organism in Eukaryota, Viridiplantae, Streptophyta, Magnoliopsida, Lamiales, Oleaceae.